CGCUCUAUCCAGAAGAUUCCUUCAUCUCAGCAAUCGAAAUUACCCUUUGCCAUUUGGCGCAGACUCCUCUCUUCAUUUACACCUCCUCACUUCUAUCUUCCUCGGGAUAUAUACCCAGUAUAUAUCCCCAUUUUCAACAUACGCCAUGCCUUCAAUGGUAAAGAGAGUCACCUCGCGCGUCGGCAAGGCCAUAGAACGUCGCUGCGAGAGAUGCCCAGCCUACCGCGUGGCCAAAGGUGCCGGAUACCUUACUAUCGCCAUAGCCUGCGCAACUGUCCAGGUCCUUCGCAACAGCUUCAAGGGCCCGAACGUCGAUCAGGUUGCUGCUGCGCUCAUCGCAUCCCAACCCAGUGCCGUACCGACGUCGUCUUGUCCCUCCACUAUCCACCCAGUCCUCGGAAAGAAAGCGCAGCCCAUUUCGGCCGUUCAGAUGCUCGGUCACUUCGCUCCCCUCACCCCCGAGCAGAGCCGGCGCGCAUGGCUCGAGGACAUCCGUGCCCCCCGCAAAAUUCCCUACGCCUCUUAUGGGUUUUUGAGCGCAUCGUACACCAAUUCCCCGAUCGCCCGCAAGCUGGAUCGUCACUUCCGCCCGGAGGUCUCCUGGCAGGAGAAGAAGCGUCGCCGUGACGAGAUCGACAACAAGCUCGCGCGCGAGGCACGACAGGAGCGCGAACUCCGAGAGGAGAUGCGCCAAUCCUCUGGGCUUCGGGUCGUCGAUACCCAGUCAGUCCCUCCCCCUAUCGACUCCCAAGAAGAGGAGAAGAUGAGGAAGUCGAGACUGGAGAACGCGGCACGUCUCUGCCAGGGCAUUGCCCGGCACGGCGUUGCCGCUGCGCCACUACAUCAACAGAUGUAUGCGCGAUUCGAGGCCGCCCUGGAUCAAGGCCAAGAUCCGCGGUACCAGGUUGCCUUCGACUUCAUGACUGUCGAUGAGAAGAACCAACUCAUCUUCAAGUGGGUCGACAAGCAACAAGACAUCGCCCGCGCCCAGCGGAGGGCCCAGUUCGACCAGGAGCAAGCCCUGGCGCAAGCAGAGGCUCAGCGUCAAGAGGCUCUUGGCCAACAACGCCUCGAAGCCAUCCAGCAGCUCUCUUCUGCCGGACCCGUCAUCCAAACCCUCCUGCGCAUGGUGGGCAAUGCGUUUGCGGAGGGUGACGAGGACGCAGUCAUCCUUCUGGCCAAGGAGGCAGUCGAGGGCCUGUGGGUUCCAUGCCAUGCCAUUCUCAACGGCAUGGCUUCUCAGAUUGAGCAAGCCGAGGUUGGUCUCCUCGGCUGGCCGCUUGAGAUGAUGGAGCAGCUGCUCAUCACUCUCAACGGCCUCAACGCCCCAACGCCGGAUAUCAUCAACUUCCGCGAGGGGCUUGAGGCUUGUCUGAGGCCCAUGGCUGCCGCCUUUCAGGGCUGGAUGGCGCCGUCUUCUGCUGCGCCAGUGACAAUGGCGACGGCGGCUCCCUGGGCGUCCGCCAGGGUCCAGCAGGCUCCGAGCGCGGUCUUCGCUGCCGUUGCCGCUCCCCAGGCGCCCACAGCCCCGUCCGCCAACGUCCUCGCUGGGUUGGAGAGCCCACCUCUCGUCGCCUCCAAGCCCGCCCCCGCCUUCCAGCAGGAAAGGCCCAGCAGCCCCCUCCCGGAGACCAAGCCCUCUGCAGCCCUCUCCGCCACGGCCACUGCCGACGACGACAAGACCAGUCUGAUCCAGAAGAUGGAUGCAGACGUCGGCAUGCUCGACUCGUUCGUGAAGGACGUCGAGCAGCAGGCCAAGGCGAAGAGUGGCUUGCAGAGCAAGCUGUGCGACCAGAUCAGCGUAAUGCUGCAGGUUCCUCUGGAGCGAAUCCAGAAGAACCCCGCAAUUACGUUUGACGAUGGCGAGGCUGGCAAGUUUGGUCGCCGGGUAGUGGAGUUGCUGGCUGCGAUGAAGCGGGUGGUCAAGGCCAAGCAGGACCAGAGGUUCAAGGAGCUGAGGGGGGAGGUGGAGCAGGUGGUCAUGCUCUUGAACCCGUGAGGGUGGUCGGCGAGAGGCGUCUGAGCCAGCAGAGCUUCCGCUGAAAAGUUUUGUUUUCUGGCGUUUUCUGGCGUUUUGUUUUUGUUUUUGUUUUUCCUUUCGUUUUUGCUUUCUUUUUCUCUUUCUGUAUUCAACUGCGUUUUUAUGAUACCCACUCAAGGUGUCGCUGCCUCAUGCAGACCUAUACACCUCCUUUUCUAUUUCUUUUCCAAUUUCUAUAGCUCGAAGGUUUUUAUCUUGCCUUCCAUAGCUAGAAAUAGAAACAUUUUAGUCCAAGUCUCGUCCGAACGGCAUUUUCCUCCUGAUUAGCCUUCCCUGCAUUGAGACCCACUAAAUGACAAUCCAGCAAAUCAGCGUGCAGGAAGUCCGACAUAGCCAAUCAACCAACAACACCUUUCAACCAAUAAAACCGCAGACAACCCGAACUAGCAAAUGGGCG
This is a messenger RNA of Melanomma pulvis-pyrius CBS 109.77, 2438 nucleotides long. NCBI's taxonomy places the organism in Eukaryota, Fungi, Ascomycota, Dothideomycetes, Pleosporales, Melanommataceae. The record is from the annotation of a GenBank genome assembly.